GGCCCUGCUGUGCUACAUUGAAGGUGCCCUGGGAACCUGUUCUACACUGCUCAGCAUGUGACCAAGGAGGAGGGGCGGCCAAGGUGGAGACUGCAGUCAGCUUCCUCACUAUGGCAGAAGAAACUUGACUGGAUCGGGAAAGGUGUGGCUCAAGGCAGAUGCAAGGGCUCCUCGGGCCAGGUCCCUUUCUGAUGGCUUUUCUGAAAAAAUACCUCCUCCCCAUUCUGAUGGUCCUCUUGGCCUACUACUACUAUUCUGCACAUGAGGAGUUCAGACCAGAGAUGCUCCGAGGAAAGAAAGUGAUUGUCACAGGGGCCAGCAAGGGGAUUGGAAGGGAAAUGGCGUAUCACCUGGCGAAGAUGGGAGCCCAUGUGGUGGUGACAUCGAGGUCAAAAGAAGCCCUGCAGAAGGUGGUGUCCCGCUGCUCGGAACUCGGCGCGGCCUCCGCACACUACAUUGCUGGCACCAUGGAAGACAUGAACUUCGCGGAACAAUUUGUUGCCGAAGCAGGAAAGCUCAUGGGGGGACUAGACAUGCUCAUUCUCAACCACGUCUUCUACUCUCCUAUGACUUUUUUCAAUCGUGACACUGACAUGGUGCGUCGAAGCAUGGAGGUCAACUUCCACAGCUUUGUGGUCCUGAGUGCAGCUGCCUUGCCCAUGCUGAAGCAGAGCAAUGGGAGCAUUGGUGUCGUCUCCUCGGUGGCCGGGAAAAUACCGCACCCUCUGAUUGCUCCCUAUUCUGCCAGCAAGUUCGCUCUGGAUGGAUUCUUCUCGUCCAUUAGGAAAGAAUUUGCAGUGACCAGAGUCAACGUGUCGAUCUCUCUGUGUAUCCUCGGCCUCAUAGACACAGAGACAGCCAUGAAGGGGACUUCUGGGGUUUACGAAGGCUAUGCAGCUCCUAAGGAGGAGUGCGCCCUGGAGAUCAUCAAAGGGACAGCCCUGCGCCAGGAGGAAGUGCACUACAGCUACAUGCCCUGGAGCUCAAUCCUGCUCCAAAACCCAGGGAGGAAGGUCAUGGAGUUCCUCUCCACAAGGAUGUUCCGAUGGGACAAACUGAAGAGCAACCAGAAAUCCCCUUGAAGGUGGGCAUGUUGAAGGAUCUCGGGACUCUUCUGCCCAUUCCUGAAGGCAUCUUCCCAGAGGGACAACUGAAGUGUUCCCAGCAACGUGCAAGUCAGGGUACCUCUCACAAUUGUGAGGCAGUCUUCCAACACUUCCACGUGGAAUUGUAAUUAUAAUAAGUGUCAUGAAUCACUUUACAGCCUGAAGUUUAAAACUGAUAGUCAUCAUAGGUAUGGUUUUAUCAAAUUCACCUCUUAUAGUAAUAGUAUGAUGCUUAACACAAUAUUAAUUGUAAUAAAUGUCACGUGAACUUUAUAAAUUCAA
This is a messenger RNA of Heterocephalus glaber (naked mole-rat), 1388 nucleotides long. RefSeq names its product hydroxysteroid 11-beta dehydrogenase 1 (gene Hsd11b1). Gene Ontology annotation, biological process: steroid catabolic process. Gene Ontology annotation, cellular component: intracellular membrane-bounded organelle; endoplasmic reticulum membrane. Lineage: Eukaryota; Metazoa; Chordata; Mammalia; Rodentia; Bathyergidae. Gene Ontology annotation, molecular function: 11-beta-hydroxysteroid dehydrogenase (NADP+) activity; steroid binding. The record is from RefSeq and is a predicted model, not a curated record.